AAAAAAAAAAGUCAUGUUCCGGCUUCUGAGGGAGCCCGUGGCUCUGCCCGCCGCCGCGGUCCGGUUUUCCGGACACACAAUAGUGGACAAGAGCGAGCUCAGCUGUUGCCCAGUGCGUCUGCGGGCGGCUCGGCGGCCGGCGGGGCUGGGGAGCCUCCCGCAAAUCUCCUCAGACCGGCUGUUGGGGGAAAAAAGUAUUAGCCGUCUCUCCCGGAUCUGCAAGGGGGAAAAAAUUUGGAACCAUAAAGUUGAAAACUUUUUUCUCUCAGUUUGGAAGAAGCCCUUCGUCAUGAAUGGGAUCGGCGGAGUUCGGGCGAGAGGAGGCGAGAGGCGCAAAGGAGGGGAGAUUUCUCGCCUGCCGCUCGCGCUGGGGCUCGAUGUGAAUAUAUAUUAUGUCUGCCUGUUCUCCCCUCGUCGGUGGCUAAGGCCACCACGCACCUGGAGGGCGACUACCAGCGCUCAGCGUGCUCGCUGCAGUCCCUGGGCAACGGUGCCCCACAUGCCAAGAGCAAGGAGCUCAACGGCAGCUGCAUGAGGCCGGGUCUGGCCUCUGAGCCCCUGCCCGCCCCGCCCGGCUCACCCCCGCCCAGCGCCGCACCUACCAGUGCCACUAGCAACAGCAGUAAUGGGGGCGGGCCCAGCAAAAGUGGUCCCCCAAAGUGUGGUCCCGGCACCAACUCCACCCUCACCAAACAGAUAUUCCCCUGGAUGAAAGAGUCGAGGCAAACGUCCAAGCUGAAAAACAGCUCCCCCGGCACAGCAGAGGGCUGUGGUGGCGGCGGCGGCGGCGGUGGCGGCGGCAGUGGGGGCGGUGGCGGCGGCGGCGGGGGAGGGGACAAGAGCCCCCCGGGGUCGGCGGCGUCCAAGCGGGCGCGGACGGCAUACACGAGCGCGCAGCUGGUGGAGCUGGAGAAGGAGUUCCAUUUUAACCGCUACCUGUGCCGGCCUCGCCGUGUGGAGAUGGCCAACCUGCUGAACCUCAGCGAGCGGCAGAUCAAGAUCUGGUUCCAGAACCGGCGCAUGAAGUACAAGAAGGACCAGAAGGCCAAGGGACUGGCCUCGUCGUCAGGGGGCCCAUCUCCAGCCGGCAGUCCCCCGCAGCCCAUGCAGUCCACGGCCGGCUUCAUGAACGCCUUACACUCCAUGACCCCCAGCUACGAGAGCCCGUCCCCACCCGCCUUCGGUAAAGCCCACCAGAAUGCCUACACGCUGCCCUCCAACUACCAGCCUCCUCUCAAAGGCUGCGGCGCCCCACAGAAGUACCCUCCGACCCCGGCACCCGAGUAUGAGCCGCACGUCCUCCAAGCCAACGGGGGCGCCUACGGGACGCCCACCAUGCAGGGCAGUCCGGUGUAUGUGGGCGGGGGCGGCUACGCGGAUCCGCUGCCGCCCCCUGCCGGCCCCUCCCUCUAUGGCCUCAACCACCUUUCCCAUCAUCCUUCCGGGAACCUGGACUACAACGGGGCGCCCCCUAUGGCGCCCAGCCAGCACCACGGACCCUGCGACCCCCACCCCACCUACACAGACCUCUCCUCUCACCACGCGCCUCCUCCUCAGGGUAGAAUCCAAGAAGCGCCCAAAUUAACACACCUGUGAUGGGAAAAGGCGGACGAGGGUUAGGAGAUGGAGAGAAAGAGGGAAACUAUGGAGCUCUGGGGGGCAGUCUGGAGGUCUGAAAGAGGGGCCACGGAGGUGAUAGGCAGGCUUCCUGGUCAGAACCGGCCUGGAGCUUCUUCCCCUCCCCCUGGCCUGAGAGAUUGCUUUUAUAGUCCACCCCUUGUUCCAUCUGCCUGCCAACCCAUCGGAAAGGAAUCCACAGCAGAUUGGAGAUGACCCUGUCAACCCCAGGGCUCCAGCACUACCAAGUUGGAAUUCUACGUCCUGGAGUGGGGUAGAGGAAGACGAGAUAGGAUGAGGCAGAGAAGCACAUUUUACAAACCAGACAGGAUGGCUAGGCCAUCACCAACCAACGGACUUACCUUACAUCUUUGUAGGUAAUUCCCCCCAAAUCUUGAUUUUUUUCGGUUAUCCUUUAAAAAAUAAGAAAACACAUUUCAAACCCAAAGGGCACAAAGCACGUUCCCUUCCAACUUUCCCAAAACCUCAAAUUUGUUCCUAUUUAUUUGAGGUUUAUUGAGGUAUCUACCCCCUCCAUUUCUAGCCCCAGGUUUUUCUGCUCUAGGACAUUAAUAUCUAUACAUCCCACCCCCAUCAAUUACAGUUUUUAGAGAGCUCAGGGAUGGUGAGAGAUCCUGAAAGAGCUGCCUAUAUUAUAAAUUAUAUAUUUUUUUCUUCUAAGGAAAAGUGUGUAGGCUAGGGCAGGCAGGUUGCUAGGACUGAAGGUUUGCCCAUUCUGCUGCCUCCAUCUCAGCUCCAGCUACAUCCCCCUCUCUCCACAGCAAGCAGUUGGUGACGUGAGGUUCUAUACUUUUCUUCUGUUGCUCUCUUGACUUAACGUGAAAACAGGGUAUAUUUGAACAAACUGUCUGUCCCAGGCAGGGGCUGGGCAGGGCCUGCAUGCCUUGCUCAGCCUCCUGACAGGACACUUUUGUUGCACUUAGAGUUUACAUUUUAAUGGAUGUAAAAACAACUGUGAGAGAUGUCUGGGCCUGCAGAAGUCCAGCAUUGCUCAAAAAAGCGUGUGUUCUAGUGAACAUUUUCAUAUAUAUUUAUUGGUUAUAGCCUGUUAAAAUAUUUUCUUUUUUGUAUUAUUUAUCCCCCUACAUUAUGUAUUUAUAUGAGGGAAAAAAAGGAAAAAAUUGUACUUUUUUAGUAUUUACUUGUUAUAAAGGACAUUGUGUUUCCUGUCAUGUAAAAUCAGCUAUUUUAGUUACUGUUGUACUCUAGAAAAGAGCUGUAGAUUUAUGUUAAACUCGUACUUAUGACAAUUGUAAUUAGUUCUAAAAGGCAUGAACUCAGCUCCUGAUUGUCACUGUAUAGUCCUGAAUUUGUAGAACUAGAGUUACUUCCCUCUUGGAACUUUCUUUGUUCUUCAGUAGUUACUUUUUUCCUUACCUAAAAGGGUUGUCUGUCAAACAAUUCUUGAAUAAACUUUCUG
Molecule: messenger RNA, 3058 nt
Organism: Piliocolobus tephrosceles (Ugandan red Colobus)
Lineage: Eukaryota; Metazoa; Chordata; Mammalia; Primates; Cercopithecidae
Gene: HOXB3
Product: homeobox B3
Exons: 5
Coding region: 532-1596 (354 amino acids)
Biological process (GO): embryonic skeletal system morphogenesis; regulation of transcription by RNA polymerase II; anterior/posterior pattern specification
Cellular component (GO): nucleus
Molecular function (GO): RNA polymerase II cis-regulatory region sequence-specific DNA binding; DNA-binding transcription factor activity, RNA polymerase II-specific
Source: RefSeq, a predicted model, not a curated record